UGCGCAUGACUGGUCAAACCAUUCCUGAUUGACAAGCGGGUGAAAAUAGUUCUAUGCAAAAAUCGAAGUUGAAACUCGCGAUGAGACGAUUAGAACAAAGUUGUUUCACACAAAUGGAUUUGGGUCGUCAAAUUCAUCGUAAUAGUUCUAUUAUAUAGUUGAAAAAAGUCCAGUUUUCGCCCAUUGCUUGUACGUGCUCGUAGUGACUGUUAGAGUGUUAGAUGUGUUAGAUGAAGCAAUACUCAUGUUAUAUAAAUCAUUAAUUCGGUUAGUUUACGUAUCUGAAGUGAUUAUGUUAAACUCCGAAUCAUUCAUUCGUGUUACAUCAAUUGAUUAUUGACGUGAACCCAAACAACGAAACUUAGUCGUAUUUGACGUCUGCAAGCAGAUAGCGGUCAAUAAUUAGCACUUACUGGCAUCAUGUCAAUGAUUCGAUGCUGCUUUGAACCAGUGGAGAUGCCAGAGUUUUUGGACUCAUUCGUGAAAAAGUGCACUGAAGGAUGUUGCUGUGGCUGUUGCUCGGCCCUGAGACCUCGCUACAAGCGAUUGGUAGAUAACAUUUUCCCGGUCAACCCUGAAGAUGGACUGGUCAAAUCAAAUAUGGAAAAGCUCACUUUUUACUCGCUGCGCUCGCCGGAGAAACUAGACCGCAUCGGAGAGUACCUGUACCAACGAGCGUCCAAGGAUAUCAACCGCAAGCGGUACAAGUUUGUGGAAAUUGCAAUGGAAGCAAUGGAUUUACUAUUGAUGGCUUGUCACGCCCAGAUACUGAACCUGUUUGUAGAAAGCUUCCUACGGAUGGUGCAAAAGCUGAUGGAGGAUAUUAAUCCGACACUGCAGAUUAUGGCGACUAACUCGUUCGUGCGGUUUGCAAACAUUGAGGAAGACACACCAUCAUAUCAUCGCCGGUAUGACUUCUUCAUUUCCAAGUUCAGUUCUAUGUGCUUCGGAAAUAAUGAUGAUCUCGAACUGCGUGAUAGCAUUCGGAUGGCUGGCAUCAAAGGUCUGCAGGGUGUAAUUAGGAAAACGGUUUCGGAUGAUUUGGUUGAAAACAUUUGGGAAAAGCAACACAUGGAAAAAAUAGUUCCCUCUCUUCUGUACAACAUGCAAUCGUCAAGUGAAAACAAAGUUGUAGAUCAGGAAGCAACUCCAUCUACGCCACCGGUAUUGGCUGAGGCAGUUUUACGAGAGCUGGUUUCGCGAGCAUCAUUUGGCCACAUUCGAGCCGUGCUUAAGCCACUACUGACGCACAUGGAUAACCAUAAGUUGUGGGUGCCGAAUCGGUUCGCGAUUGACACUUUCCGAAUUGUGAUGAUUUCGAUUCAACCGCAGUAUUCUUACACCGUUGUGGAAACACUAAUGUCACACUUGGACCAAAAUCUUGCGUCAUCUCCGAAGACACGAACUUCACUGGCAGUUGUCCUUUCGAAGAUUAUUGCCAUUGCAGCUGGCGAAAGCGUUGGCCCGUCUGCCCUUGAUAUUAUUAACAAUUUACUUACACACUUGAAAACAUCGGUCAGUACCCAGCAUGAAUCUACUCCAGAAGAAACCCAAUAUCAGGAAGCAUUAAUCAACGCACUGGGAGAAUUUGCAAACCAUCAUCCGGACUAUCAGAAAAUCGAAAUCAUGCUCUUCAUUAUGAACACCGUUCCGGAUCCAUCGAAGAAAAACAAAGGUGAUCAACUGCUUCAGAACAUCCUACUGAAGUCACUGCUCAAAGUUGGCACCCAAUAUCGGACCGUUUCGUUCGAAAAAGCUUUUCCCAUAUCGUUCCUCCAGCCGCUACUGAAAAUGGCUCGUGCAUCCUCGGUUGCAAUCCGUGUUAUCGUCAUGCAGAUACUUCAGCAAUUGCUCGAUCGUCACCAGAAUCAGCACCUGAUGAACGUAAUCAGUAUCAAUCACUAUCCAACACUUACGAUGGAACAACCGUCCCGAUCGGACAUCCUGUUCACACACAAGUACGGUUCCAACAUGUUGCAGUCCAUUAUCGAUUGCAUAUCGCAGGAUAACAACAUGGACGUACUCAAAUCUUCCUUCAACACUGCCGGGUUGAUGGUCGUGGAGAUGGCAUGUGGUGAAACGGUGCAGGAGUUUUUGCUGUUUGUUCUCGGCGUUCAGCAAGUAGCCAUUACCGAAGCCGAGCUAUCGCCGAAACAUCGUUGCAAUUUACACAGUAUAGCGAUUUCUCUGCUUAUGUUGAUCGCCCGCUCCACGGGAACUGUGUCCAUCGUGGAGUAUGCGGAGAAGCUAAUCCAGGCUCGUAUGGAGGAAGCAAUGUACCUGCUGCCACCCUUGCUAGACAACGACAAGUCGGCUCCAAGCACACUGAAUACGAAUCUUCCCCAUCUCAUGAUUGAUCAGCUGGCUAUUGCGGAGUGUUUGCAGCAAGCUGGCAUCGAACACAACCGUGUACAAACCGGAAUGCCGUACUCACUAAACCAGACUGACAUGUCAGCCCAUAGGCACUCGUGGGUUGAUACCAGUAAGUAUGGUGCAGCUCGCAACAGCAUUGUCGAUGCGAAUUUCAACGAUAUUGAGUCAAUCAGCAGUUCCCCGGGAGUGCAAAAACGUUCGCUCGCAUCUGAUUACAACUUCGAAUCGAUGAAACGUGUCCUAGCGGAACCAACCGAAACGGCCAAACGGGAAGCCCACGAGCGGCAGGCCGCUAUUGGGCGAACCUUCCGUGAGACUGCAUUCGAAGAUUUGGUACGCCGCACCGAACCUCAACACGAAGUUAUCCAGAACCGGUUGAAUGAGAUCUUCAAUUCACUGGCUGCCGAACGACAGAUUAGCUGCGGUAAUCAACUGAUGAUGAAUUCACCCGGAACGGUAGUAGACGCUGGCAAGAUUAGCCAACAGCGCACGAUUUAUGAAAACAAUUUCCCGGAGCUCUUUUUCUACUAAUAUGGUGCUUGGCGGGAGUGGUUAUUAGUUGUUUUGUUGUUGAUAGCUUGUUAGAAAAUGUACCCAUAUAAAGUCAAGUACGGAAAGAAACCCAAAAUAAACACAAUAAAAUUGAUGUUUCUAAUGAA
Messenger RNA from Malaya genurostris, 3032 nucleotides. RefSeq names its product protein EFR3 homolog cmp44E (gene stmA). Lineage: Eukaryota; Metazoa; Arthropoda; Insecta; Diptera; Culicidae. The transcript has 4 exons. Gene Ontology annotation, cellular component: plasma membrane. Bases 421 to 2904 code for a protein of 827 amino acids. Gene Ontology annotation, biological process: protein localization to plasma membrane. The record is from RefSeq and is a predicted model, not a curated record.